Poeciliopsis prolifica (blackstripe livebearer) is the source of this 2573-nucleotide messenger RNA. RefSeq names its product gonadotropin-releasing hormone II receptor-like. Gene Ontology annotation, cellular component: membrane. Gene Ontology annotation, molecular function: peptide binding; gonadotropin-releasing hormone receptor activity. Gene Ontology annotation, biological process: G protein-coupled receptor signaling pathway. Bases 334 to 1521 code for a protein of 395 amino acids. The record is from RefSeq and is a predicted model, not a curated record. The transcript is spliced from 5 exons. Lineage: Eukaryota; Metazoa; Chordata; Actinopteri; Cyprinodontiformes; Poeciliidae.
CCGCCCCCUUGCUGCAGGCUCCGCCCCCUUGCUGCAGGCUCCGGGUCUCCAGUUUUCCUGCUCUGUUUCGGAUCAGCUGCUGGAUCGUUAUCUGGACCGGACCUGAUUCUGCUGGUUCUGUUUGGGUCGGAGUUCUGGGGGAACAUGAGGAGGAGAGGAGCAGAACACCGGACGCGGGCCUGAGGAGCAGAACCGACUCAGAACUGCUGAGCAGAUCAGCAGCAGGAGAUGAAUGGAACCAGGAUCUAGUGAAGGUGCUGCCAUCAUCAUCAUCAUCAUCAUCAUCAUCAUCAUCAUCGCCUGACUUCUCCUGAGAGGUGAGAAGGUGUUACCAUGGAAACCCUCAGAUCGUUAUCUGGACCGGACCUUGUGAGGACAGGAAGUGGACAGAAGGUUCUGAUGGACCUCCGACUGCAGGAUGUCAGGAAACGUGUCAUCUCUGGCUCCACCCACCAGUGCGUCUCCUCCACCUCCUCUCAACGUCUCCCAGUACCCUCCCCUCACCGACUGGGAGCCUCCAGUUUCACCCGAGCUGCUCAGUUCCGGGUCGGCGCCACCUCAGUGCUCUUCCUGUUUGCCGCCUGCAGCAACUUGGCGCUGCUGGCCAGCGUCUGGUGUGGCCGCGGCCGCCGGCUGUCGUCUCACCUGCGGCCGUUGAUGCUGAGCCUGGCGGCGGCAGACCUGAUGAUGACGUUUGUGGUGAUGCCUCUGGAUGCGGCGUGGAACAUCACGGUGCAGUGGUACGGCGGCGAGGCGCUCUGCAAACUGCUGUGCUUCCUGAAGCUGUUCGCCAUGCACGCCGCCGCCUUCAUCCUGGUCGUCAUCAGCCUGGACCGCCAUUACGCCAUCCUGCACCCGCUGGACGCCCUGAGCGCACACCGCAGGAACCGCUGCAUGCUGCUGCUGGCCUGGACUCUGAGCCUGCUGCUGGCCUCCCCACAGCUCUUCCUCUUCAGAACCAUCCGUCUGGAUGCCGCUGACUUCACGCAGUGCGCGUCCCACGGCAGCUUCGCUGGCCGCUGGCAGGAGACGCUCUACAACAUGUUCCACUUCGUCACGCUGUACGUCGUCCCGCUGCUGCUGAUGAGCUGCUGCUACAGCCGCAUCCUGCUGCACAUCAACCGGCAGCACCUGCAGCACAAAGCAGGUGAGUCGCCCCUGCGGCGCAGCGGCACUGACGUCAUCCCCAAGGCGCGGAUGAAGACGCUGAAGAUGACGGUGGUGAUCGUGCUGUCCUUCGUCGUGUGCUGGACGCCGUACUACCUGCUGGGGAUCUGGUACUGGUUCCAGCCCGGCAUGCUGCGGGUCACACCUGAGUACGUCCACCACGCCCUGUUUGUGUUCGGGAACCUGAACUCCUGCUGCGACCCCGUCAUCUACGGCUUCUACACGCCGUCGUUCCGCGCCGACCUGGCCGACCUGGCCGCCUUCUGCCGCCGCACGAGAAGCCGCGAGUCGCCGGACCGCCUGUCCGCCCGGCGGGGUCCGCACAGCGGCGAGGACGAGGCGGCGCCCCGCUGACCAAUCACAGCCCAGAACGGAACCACGGGACGCGCUCUGCUUUUAUUCCUUCGAGGUUUUGUUUGCUGAAUCCGAAUAAAAUGUUUCUGUGAUUCUGAUUGGUCACAAUAUUGAACAUUAAUCCUGUGCUCUGAUUGGCUGAUAACCAAUUUAGAACCUGACAUGCAGUCCAGCAGCGCCACCUGCUGUCCGGGUAACUACGGAGCCCUGGAGGGGACAUGGGACAUUUCCUUUUGCGUUCUCUCGUAAUAACAUUUCUGCAAUAUUUGCUGGUCUGGUUUGAACACAGCCACAGUGUUUAUGAACCGAUUGGUGCAAAAACUGAUAGAAGACCUGUCAGGUGAUUUAUUACCCGCAGUAAUAAUAGUCCAGAUAUAGUUUCUCUUCUUUCCUACUUAUGGGAAGAUAUAAAACUUCACAUAUUUCAUAUUAACAUCCAUGGAAAAACCUGCUAUUAUAGCAGAAAGUAUGAUGAGAAAGGCUGACAGUAUUCAGUCACAUGAACUGAUCAGAACGUCACUGCGAGGGAACGCAAAAGGAAAACGUCCCCGUGUCCCUUAAGGGGCUCCGUAAUUAACAAUAAACAAUUCAAUCGUGAUUGAUACUGAAUAAUAUGUAUUAAAUAUGCGUAUGUACAUAAUGCCUGUACAUGUUUUAUUCAUGUUCUAGGAGCUCCACACCUUCAUCAGUGACUCGUCUCUCCCUCCUCUUCCUCACAUCGUCUUUAUGAAACAUUAAAACUAAAACAAUUACACAUAAAUAACAGUCUUUGCCACCUUGUGUGUGUAACCGGGUUCUGCUUCACACCACUGUACCAGGCCGACCCAAGUAACCCCUGGACUCUGCGUUGUGUAGAUGUUUUAGUGAAGACCAGGAGUUCUGGGUGAACAGGCAGUUUAUUUCCUGAAUGAGAACAGAUCGGGUUGGAAUCAAUGCAAUGGUUCAGCUUCCCUCAGCACACUCUCGUGCAGCUUCCAUAGACUGGCACUGAUUACAGAGGCCAGCAACAUAUAACCAGCCACACAGAGAGGAGGCGCUAUUUCCCAUUGCAC